CUGAUACUGCUACGUAUAUGAUUGUCUGGAUGAGUUAAUUAUUACACACCGAUUCAGUAGUGUUAAGCAUGUGGUGUGAGGGGCUACGUGUAUAAAGGCCAUGAUGUAAACACCGGGCCGCCAGGCGAACACCACACGAGUAGUGGCAAGGAGACUUUUUGAGUAGUGGAGUGCCAGGGAGGCUCCUCGCGCCAACAUGCCAAGGGAGACGGGUGAGCACAAGACACAUUUCCCAAACAAAGAGGCGCGCUAUGACUGCUGGGACGCAAGAGACAAGUUUUGGGCGUGUCUUGAUGCUGGAGGCACCGAAGACAGCUGCAAGGAACUACGAAACAAAUACACGGAGCUCUGUCCCUCAACCUGGGUGAAACACUUUGACAGGAAGCGCCACUACCUCGUAUUUAAGGAGCAGAUGAAGCAAGGAUACGAGCCAUUGGAAUCUAAAGAAGACAAAAGUAACGGAUAGCUUCUGUGAAAUGGUGAUAGUUUAUUUAUUUUGUAUCUAUAUAUAUACUGCAAUUUUAAUAACUAUCUAGGUAUGUACAGACUUAUUCUAGCCAUGGGGGUUGCUGUAUGUAAAAAGAAAAAUAACACAAGCAGAAUCAUUUUGUAAGGGAAUGUGUGAAGGCUUCAGAACAGCAUAAAUAAAACAAAUUUGUUCAGUACUAGAAA
Eriocheir sinensis (Chinese mitten crab) is the source of this 672-nucleotide messenger RNA. RefSeq names its product cytochrome c oxidase assembly factor 6 homolog. The transcript is spliced from 3 exons. Bases 197 to 466 code for a protein of 89 amino acids. Gene Ontology annotation, biological process: respiratory chain complex IV assembly. NCBI's taxonomy places the organism in Eukaryota, Metazoa, Arthropoda, Malacostraca, Decapoda, Varunidae. The record is from RefSeq and is a predicted model, not a curated record. Gene Ontology annotation, cellular component: mitochondrion; respiratory chain complex IV.